GCAGCCACCAACAGCAGGUCUCUUCUUUUCUUUGUCUGCAAAACCCCAGCAGGGACCUUCACCAGCUGCUUACACCACCCAGAGACCAAGCCAGUCACUCUAUGAAGCUGCAACAGCUGUAGCUGCGAACGCACAACUGGCUCGUCUCUGUGUGCCAACCGGCUGGCCGAAGGUGUGCCUCCCUGCGUAGAACAUGUCCAACAACAUGGCCAAGAUUGCGGAGGCUCGCAAGACAGUGGAGCAGCUGAAACUGGAGGUCAACAUCGAUCGCAUGAAGGUGUCCAAAGCGGCAGCCGAUCUCCUGGCCUACUGCGAAGCCCACGCCAAGGAGGACCCCCUGGUCACCCCCGUCUCAGCGGCGGAGAAUCCCUUCCGAGAGAAACGGCUGUUCUGCAUCGUGCUGUGAGCCAAGACGGACCCCUCCCCAAUUUCUCUUGCCUCCGCCUUCGUUUAUAUAUCUGAACUGUCUCUUCCAAGGUGAAUAAGCAGCAUCCUCUAACAAGUGGAAGAGGCCUGGCUUUAACUGAAAGCAAGCAAGCUCCUAGUCCUCACCGUCACCGAGAUCCAGUUGCCUGGAAGAUGAAAACCUCCAGUUGUCCAAUCACAUGAAUUUUCUUUGUCCUGGUUUACUCUAAUAAAAGUUUAGUUGUUUCUUUCCA
This is a messenger RNA of Crotalus tigris (Tiger rattlesnake), 659 nucleotides long. It is a transcript of the gene GNG8, whose product is annotated as G protein subunit gamma 8. The transcript has 4 exons. Gene Ontology annotation, cellular component: heterotrimeric G-protein complex. Gene Ontology annotation, biological process: G protein-coupled receptor signaling pathway. Bases 194 to 406 code for a protein of 70 amino acids. Gene Ontology annotation, molecular function: G-protein beta-subunit binding. NCBI's taxonomy places the organism in Eukaryota, Metazoa, Chordata, Lepidosauria, Squamata, Viperidae. The record is from RefSeq and is a predicted model, not a curated record.